CAUUUCGAUUGUCAUAACAUAUAUCACCAAAACUCAUUUGCGUUUUUAAGUUUUUAAUGGAACAGAGGCACACCAAACUCAUUUGUGUUUCGAAGUUUUUGCUGUUCAUGUUGGAGGUAGACUCAAAGUUCUUCAGGACUUAGCUCACUAGCUGACUCUGCAUCCCCAAAAGGUCGCUGUAUGGUUUCAGAAUAGACGAGCCAGGUCCAACACCAAGCAUUACGUUGGAUGCCGGUUACGAGUCUCUUGAGCCUCCUCCCUAUGGACAGAACCGCGUCCUUCAUCUUUCUUUACAACAGCUCACAUGGUGUCACUGAAAACUGGUUUUCUGCAGCUGCAGGAGAACCAAGUAUUGAUAUGGAGACUAUAAAAGCAGAGCCAUAGUGUCUGAUUAAACGAAGCAGAGCCAUAGUAUCUGAUUAAACUACAAAUCUGUAUGAUCCCUUGGUAGUUGAAAUAGUAAAAGCGUGA
This is a messenger RNA of Arabidopsis thaliana (thale cress), 471 nucleotides long. RefSeq lists its product as uncharacterized. The transcript has a single exon. NCBI's taxonomy places the organism in Eukaryota, Viridiplantae, Streptophyta, Magnoliopsida, Brassicales, Brassicaceae. The record is from RefSeq and is marked reviewed. The coding region runs from base 229 to 384 and encodes 51 amino acids.